Pygocentrus nattereri (red-bellied piranha) is the source of this 891-nucleotide messenger RNA. RefSeq names its product NME/NM23 nucleoside diphosphate kinase 3 (gene nme3). Gene Ontology annotation, biological process: GTP biosynthetic process; UTP biosynthetic process; CTP biosynthetic process. Gene Ontology annotation, molecular function: nucleoside diphosphate kinase activity. Bases 109 to 618 code for a protein of 169 amino acids. The transcript is spliced from 5 exons. Lineage: Eukaryota; Metazoa; Chordata; Actinopteri; Characiformes; Serrasalmidae. The record is from RefSeq and is a predicted model, not a curated record.
GACUGCGCACGCGUGUAUCAAGACGUUAGUGCGCGUGCUCAUGUGCGCCCUCUUCUCUCCCAGAAAACUCGCGGGCUAGCGGCCCUUUAACAUCCAUUUCUUACUAAAAUGAUUUGUGUUUUCUUAACUCUGUUCGCGUUCGUUUUCAAAACAGCAUGGACCGGAGUGAACGAGCGAACCUUCAUCGCUGUGAAGCCGGAUGGUGUGCAGAGGAGGCUUGUGGGAGAGAUUAUUCGCCGCUUUGAACGCAAGGGCUUCAAACUGGUCGGCAUGAAAUUUCUGCAGGCUUCUGAAGAACAGUUGAUGGAGCACUACUGGGACUUGAGGGGUAGGCCGUUCUACAAAGGCCUGGUCAAAUACAUGAGCUCAGGACCCAUUGUGGCUAUGGUGUGGCAAGGCCUGGAUGUAGUAAAAACAUCCAGAAGAAUGCUUGGAGAGACAAAUCCGGCUAACUCCCUUCCAGGAACCAUCAGAGGAGAUUUUUGUGUGGAAGUGGGCAGGAAUGUUAUCCAUGGUAGUGACUCAGUGGAGAGCGCGCAGAGAGAAAUCUCCCUGUGGUUCAAAGAGCAUGAGCUCAUCUGCUGGGAUGAGAGCACCGAGCAUUGGCUCUAUGCAUGAUGCCCUCCCCUGCCACUUACACAAACACAUAGAGCUUUGCGGCCUUACACAUUUCUAGUGCAGCACAUAGAAAUUUUCAUUUUUUUGAAGUGGAACUCUCCUGAAAUAUUUAUAUGAAAGGCUCAUUAUCAGUAGAAGAAAUUGCCUACCACAAAUCUAGUGAAUAGCAUGCCAGAGGUUGUCCUCUACAGUGGGGAGAACAAGUAUUUGAUACACUGCUGAUUUUUCAGGUUUUCCCACUUGCAAAGCAUGUAGAAGACUGUAAUUUUUAUC